Molecule: messenger RNA, 1092 nt
Organism: Suillus paluster
Lineage: Eukaryota; Fungi; Basidiomycota; Agaricomycetes; Boletales; Suillaceae
Exons: 4
Coding region: 343-993 (216 amino acids)
Source: RefSeq, a predicted model, not a curated record
GUCUAGAACAACAUCCUCCAAGGCCGCGACUAGGCCUGCCGCCUGUCAGACGUACAGUCAGGAUUUUAUUUUUAUGACAGAAAUGGUAGUGCUCGCAGAUUUGAAUAUCUUAACUAUUGGUUACCAGAUCUGCACAAAGGUCUCUACCACGACAUUGAAGCGCCGCACACCGCGUAGCGAGUUCUUUGUUCUUUGUUCCUUGUUUCUGAGCCACAUUAUUUUACGGCACAGGACUAGGAUUUAAGAUCUUGCAGUCUGAAUAGUCUUGAGACUCGUUACAUCGUCCCGUACAACUUGAAGCAGCUUCCGAUACACGGAACAUCACUUUCACUGCACCAAACCAUGCCAAGGAACAAGAAACCCCAAAGUAUCCUGCGCAAUCGCGUCAACUUUCCACCAUUCAACGGCCUUCCGGAUGAGGCUGAAAUUGAUCUCAUUUACUGGGAUGAGGGCCCAUUUGGAUUUGCACCCAGCCAGCACUGGUGUUUCCUCGGCGAGAUCGUCGAUUUCAUCGGGCUUGCACGAGUUCUAUUAUAUGUCAAGGAUAAGGAUGGACAGGUCAUUACCGUCGCGCUACACACAGACGAUCGCGGACGAGCGCUUGCUCCCCAAGUCAAGAAAGGCCACACGGUUGCUGUGUUAUAUGGCGAGCAACAUGGAUUCCUAGACAUGAGCGUCGGACUACGUGUUGAAAAUGCCUCCAACAUCAAAAUCAUACCGUGCUCACUCGAGCAACUACUGAGUGCCAGCGAUGAUAUCGCUGCACACAGAGGUCAGCCAAGACACUGUGGUUCCUGUGGUAAGGAGAACACCUCUGAAAAUAGGCACUGCUUGCGCUUGUGUUCCCGCUGCAAACAGGCGUCGUAUUGUGGAGAGGAUUGUCAGAAGAAAGCCUGGGUUGAUGGUCACAAGGUUGAUUGCAAGGCCCUUGCGGGGGUACAGUGGUUCGCAGGAAAAAACUGGAUAGAGUUUGACGACUAUUUUUGUUUCUGAUGUUUUGCCAUGUCCCACUGUUGGCUUCGCGAAUCAUAUUAUUUUCCUAUUAGUCUGAUUCUAUUGUACGACUGCAGCAAUUCUAUUUUGUUGAUCCCA